Penicillium chermesinum is the source of this 1575-nucleotide messenger RNA. Its product is annotated as fungal specific transcription factor domain-containing protein. Gene Ontology annotation, biological process: DNA-templated transcription. Lineage: Eukaryota; Fungi; Ascomycota; Eurotiomycetes; Eurotiales; Aspergillaceae. The record is from RefSeq and is a predicted model, not a curated record. Gene Ontology annotation, molecular function: DNA binding; zinc ion binding. Gene Ontology annotation, cellular component: nucleus. Bases 1 to 1575 code for a protein of 524 amino acids. The transcript is spliced from 5 exons.
AUGGCUGGAAGCCAAUGGGCAAGAAUCGCGCAAAGGCUUAUUCUCGAAACUCUGGAUAUUGUGACGAUUGAAAACCUCAUGGCGUCCGUCCUGCUUCAUGACUUCGCAAUCCGAAUGGGAAAUUUCGCCAAUGCGUUCAUGCUUAGCGGUCUGAUCACUCGCAUGACUCAGGCACUUCAAAUUAAUUUAGAAUACAAUACAGACAUACUCUGCAAGAACCGCGAUGUCGGUCCUUCGGUCACUGGACGCGAGUCACGGCGGCGGUUAAUGUGGAGUUGCUACGUGAUAGAUGCUCUUGUGGGAAGCGGUGUCGACCAGCUCACACUAGUUGAUGAAAAGGAUAUGAAGAUCCAAUUACCCUGCAAUGAGCGGAAUUUCCUCCAGCAGAUCCCGUGUCUCACUGAAACUCUGGAGCCGGGGAACUGGCUGAAGUUUAUACCCGAGGCAGAGGUAGAUGCCAGUAACCUCAUGUCUAACGUUGGAAUGAUGGCACAUUUUAUACGACACACCUCUAUCAGGAAGAGGGUUCUGAGAUACAUUAAACACCUUGAUGAAGCCAUAGUCCCCUGGGAGCCGGACUCGGAAUUCGCGAUGCUGGACGCGGACUGUCGUUCGUGGUACGAGUCCCUGCCGCCAAGUCUUCAAUUUACGCCGAAUGCAAUAUACAUUCGAAAAGACUCGUCUCAGCUCGGGGCCUUGUGUGUCCUUCAUUGCGCGCACUACCAAACCAUGUGCGACUUGUACCGACUAGGAGCUCCUGCUUUAUAUAAGCUUCGCGCGGCCUUUGACUUCCCACCCGAGCAACAGGGCUUCCUAAGGCAUUUGCAGGAAGUGCUGUUUGAUGCUGCUUGUGCCCUUGCAACAAUCAUUGGAGAAACAGCACGCCAUGGAGCUCGAAUGUUGGCUGAUUCCUGGCUUCCGACUAUCACAUAUGACAGCUGUCGGAUCAUGGUAUACCACUUGACUCAGAUACUUGACCCCCGAGCCGAGGAGACAAAGAACAUUACGAAUGAGACGCUGCCCCUUUUGAAGAGUAACAUCGAGUCACUGAAGCUUAUGGGAUCAUUGAGCGUGAUAAGCAAUUCUCUGUGCUCUGCUGCCGAAACAAUGCUUGAUCGCUCUGGCAUUGGAUCGGAAGUUGUCGCCCAGAAUAGCAUUCCCGACGAUCCAUACCAACCGAAUGGCGACGAGGACCCGAGUGCACCCGACUAUGUUUUGAACCCCCUCUCAAUCUUCCGCAUGGCACGCAAAAGCAUCCCAGAACGACAUGCUCCGGAAAAAGCAGCCACAUCAUCCGCUCCAAACAGCGCAGUCUGCGAGUCUAGCAUCGAUCCCAGUGACCCUUCAACGCACGAUCCGGAGAGAACAGCCUCCAACGAGGCCAUGUUUGGUCAGGCCAGCCUGGAGGAGUUGCAGACACUUUUCAUGUCGGAUCUUGGGUGGGCCUGGCAGCCGGCUGACACUGCUGUUGGGUCAGGCAUUGAAGGGGCUGGGCUAUUACCGUGGGCUGGCGGUUAUCCUGUCACACAGGCGGAACCGUGGUUACCUGUCUUUCCUUUCCCGCAGCAGAACUAA